AUGACGCACCAAGCCGACGCCAAACGCGCGCUCGACGACCGCGGCUACACCGGCCACCUCAUCCACAACGACAACCCGCUCAAGCUCCUCCCCAAGCCCGUGCGGGACCGCAUCACCGACAGCUACUACUGGAAGGAGCAAUGCUUCGGGCUCAACGCGGCCACGCUGCUCGACCGCGCGCUCGAGCUCACCUACAUCGGCGGGACGCACGGCGCGGCGCAGAAGCCCUCUCCCUUCCUCUGCCUGGCCUUCAAGCUGCUGCAGCUCACGCCGGCGAAGGGCAUCAUAUUGUUCUACCUGGGCCUCGCGGGGGAGGAGUUCAAGUAUCUGCGCGCGCUGGCGGCGUUCUACGUCCGCUUGACGUGGGAGGUCGACGAGGAGGUGUACACCACGCUGGAGCCGCUCCUGAGCGAUAAGCGGAAAUUGCGACGCAGGAUGAGGGAGGGCUGGAGGAUCACGUUUGUGGAUGAGUUCGUCGAUGAGCUGCUGAUGGGCAGUCGGGUCUGUGCGACGCCGUUGCCCAAGAUUCAUCCUAGAGCCUUUUUGGAGGAUGAGGAUCGGCUUGAGGAGAGGGUUAGUGCGCUAGGGGAGGAAUUAGAUGAGUUGGAUCGGGGGGGAGAUGGUGAUGAUGAGGAGGAAGGAAGGUUGGGCAGUGGCAGCGAUGAGGGCGAAGUGGAGGAGAUUCAUGUGAGGGAUUUGGAGAUCAGGAAUGGAUUUCGUAGGGGAUCGGGGAGUUCGCGGGAGGAGGGAUCUGAAGACGCGCGGCGAGGCAGCAACAACGACGAGAUGGACGACGGAGAUUGA
This is a messenger RNA of Dissoconium aciculare CBS 342.82, 804 nucleotides long. RefSeq names its product PRP38-domain-containing protein. The record is from RefSeq and is a predicted model, not a curated record. Bases 1 to 804 code for a protein of 267 amino acids. Gene Ontology annotation, cellular component: precatalytic spliceosome. The transcript has a single exon. NCBI's taxonomy places the organism in Eukaryota, Fungi, Ascomycota, Dothideomycetes, Mycosphaerellales, Dissoconiaceae.